GAGAAAGUGUUCAAUUUGGUGAAAAAACGUCAAAGAGUGGAAAGAUGUUUCGUUGACAGUUGACAGCUGUUGGGAUCUGCAAAUAAAACAUUUCUGGCGAAAUCAGCGGGUAAAGCGACGGUUCAUUUAUUGUUUUCUCCGUAAACUUUUUCGCAAAGUGAAAUGAAUAAGUUUCUGUCAGAGGCACGAAAGUGUCUGACACUCAAAAAACCAUUAUGCAUAAUAAUCGGCAAUGAUAGUUGUGACCUCGAUUCAGCCGUCUGUGCCUUAACCCUGGCAUUUUUCUACACAAAGUAUCCGAAAUUAAUUGACGAAUUGGUUCCAGUAGAAAUUCCCAUCGUACCCGUGUUGAACACUUCACGUACAAAUUUGCCAUUGAAGACUGAAGUCACUUAUUUUCUCAACAAAAAUAAAAUCUCCCAGGAAGAUGUCAUUUGCAGUGAUGAAGUGGCUGCUAGUUUAUUGGACACAUCAAAAUUUAUUCUAGUGGACCAUCAUCUCAGUCCAUUCAACAAACAAACAAUUAAGGUCAUCGAUCAUCGCCCCUUUUAUUCUGGAUCGAAUCUGCCUGCCGACUGUCAAGUGAAUAUAAGUGAAGUGGGUUCUUGUGCAACUUUAAUUGCCGAUUUGAUAUUCGCAUCGAAUGUCGAUACCAAUUGCGAUCAGAUAAGAGAAACACUAAGAAUGCUACACGCACCGAUAGUCCUCGACACAGUCAAUUUCUCAAAGGAUGCCGAUAAAGCUAAACCGUUAGAUCAAUCGAUAUGUGAUAAAAUCGAAGGACUGCUCGACAUUGACGCAGAAAAUCGUAACCAUUUAUUCAAUGAAUUGGUUGAAGCUAGAGCUGAUGUCAGUUCGCUAGACUCUCUUCAGAUACUGUCGAAGGAUUUGAAAAUAAUUUAUAGCGUUGAUGGUCGUCGAGUUAUCGCCAUUCCCGGCUAUCCAAUAUCUGUGCUCGAGUACACGAACAUGUUAAAUGCCAAAGAAAAUCUAUUAAAAUUUUCCGAUAUUCAUCGAUGCGAUGUCAUCGUACUGAUGGGAAUGAAAGUUGUCGAUGGCCAGGUGUCACGUGACUUGGGAAUUGUUAAUUUUAAAGAUCAUCAUUUAUUCGAUAAAAUUGUUGAGCGACUUAUUGAUGAAACAUCAACGUUAUCGUUGGUAGCAGACGAGAGUGUGGAUUUCUUGGAUGGGAAAUUUUAUGCUCAAAAGAAUGUGAAAGCAUCAAGGAAGCAAAUACUUCCGAUGGUUAAGAAUGUGUUGGAUGAAUUAUACGGAAAAUGAUCGAUUAAAGUAAAAUUGAAGUUAC
Bradysia coprophila is the source of this 1306-nucleotide messenger RNA. RefSeq names its product exopolyphosphatase prune (gene pn). NCBI's taxonomy places the organism in Eukaryota, Metazoa, Arthropoda, Insecta, Diptera, Sciaridae. Gene Ontology annotation, molecular function: exopolyphosphatase activity. Gene Ontology annotation, cellular component: cytoplasm. The record is from RefSeq and is a predicted model, not a curated record.